AUGGCAAUGGCCAUAUUAUUUACAUGGAAAUCCUCGGCAAAUGCCUCACUCAUUUUGUGCAUCAUAGUGGCCUCCUUUGUUUCAAAGGCUCUGGGGCACCAUGGACGUGCCGACAGAAAAGAUCCCAAUGAGAGAGUGUUUAACGUUUUACGUUAUGGAGCACGUCCUGGAAGAGAGGAUAACACACUGGCAAGCUUAGUAUUUUGGAUCGGGAAAGGCAAGGCUACUUAUCCCCAAGGGAACCUUCUUGAUAGGGGCAACUAUCUUUCAGGGACCAUUAAGGUUCAAAUUGCAGUAACUCUGAAAGCUGUACCAGACCCUAGCAUGUACGAAGAAGAUUUCUGGAUCUUGUUUGAAAACAUCAAUGGCUUCCUGGUUACGGGUACCGGCACUGUUGAUGGCCAAGGCAAUGCUGUCUGGAAAUACAAUGUCAGCGACGGUGGCGCCAAAUCACCUCUGUCAAUCCCAUGGGUUUCCAUAUCCAUCGUUCUGUCCCGGAACAUCAAGGCCAAAAAUGUUUGUAUAUUUGCCCCUGACGAUAGCCCCAACACUGAUGGAAUCCAUAUAAGCCAAUCCAAUCCAGUGUAUCGAAUACGUGGAUGCACCGAUAUCCGCAUCAGAAAUGUAACCUGUGGCCCUGGACAUGGUAUCAGUAUUGGUAGCCUUGGAAAGUACCAGGAUGAGGAGGAUGUGAGAGGAAUCACUGUGAAAAACUGCACAUUGAAUAACACGGACAAUGGAAUCAGAAUAAAAACAUAUGCAGGAUCACUCCAAGCCAAGCUUCAGGCAUACUUUUCCAGGACAGAGGUAAAGCUCAGUGAUGUUCGAUACCAGAACAUUAGAGGAACAUCCACCUCAGUUGUUGGAGUAAACAUUAAGUGCAGCCAGACUGUUCCCUGUGAAAGAGUUAGCUUGUCAAACAUCAAUUUGAACUACGUUGGAGAAAAAGAGCACAGUCAUGAAAUCAGCUCUGUGCGCACCAAUGCAAAAUCAAAUUACGCUGGCUUCCAUCACCUUGCCGAUAGUUGGGGAAAUCUCUUUCUUCCUGCUUACGAUAGAAGACAUGACCUUUUUCUGCUUGCAUUAAUCAGCUGUAUCAGUAUCAGAACUAGGAGGUGCCCCGCUUGUUGCUGA
Molecule: messenger RNA, 1134 nt
Organism: Populus nigra (black poplar)
Lineage: Eukaryota; Viridiplantae; Streptophyta; Magnoliopsida; Malpighiales; Salicaceae
Product: exopolygalacturonase clone GBGE184-like
Exons: 5
Coding region: 1-1134 (377 amino acids)
Biological process (GO): carbohydrate metabolic process
Molecular function (GO): polygalacturonase activity
Source: RefSeq, a predicted model, not a curated record